Messenger RNA from Raphanus sativus (radish), 1036 nucleotides. RefSeq lists its product as uncharacterized. NCBI's taxonomy places the organism in Eukaryota, Viridiplantae, Streptophyta, Magnoliopsida, Brassicales, Brassicaceae. Bases 87 to 953 code for a protein of 288 amino acids. Gene Ontology annotation, biological process: rRNA processing. Gene Ontology annotation, molecular function: rRNA (guanine-N7-)-methyltransferase activity. Gene Ontology annotation, cellular component: cytoplasm; cytosol. The record is from RefSeq and is a predicted model, not a curated record. The transcript is spliced from 7 exons.
AUUUUCCAUCAAAUUCCCAAUUGGAUUUCAAAUCGAUUCAUAAGUUAUCCAUCCCGCAAGUUUGUCGGAGAACACCCAAAAAAAAAAUGCAUUGCUUUCCCUGGAAGAGUGUAAUAACGAGCCCAUGCGUGUCACAUGUUCAUUCUCUGAGACAUUUUAACAAACACUUUCAAGGCGCAAAAUCGCGCACAUUUCUUCGCACUAGAUUUCACUCCGACACCCGCGUCGAUGUCGCCGCCGUAAGCACGACAACAUCAUGUUUUAAAAGCCUCAAUCCCACCCAACAGAACCAAAUUCAUCUCUACGUCGAUACCCUUCUCCAAUGGAACCAGAAAAUGAAUCUCACGGCAACGAAAGAAGCUGAUGAAGUCAUGGAGAGGCAUAUUGAAGAUUCUCUUGCGAUAUUGCCUCCUAUAAGGACUUGUUACAACUUGCAGUCCAGUGACCAAAUCAGUUUAAUUGAUGUUGGAAGUGGUGCAGGUCUUCCUGGGUUGGUUCUAGCAAUUGCUUGUCCAGAUUGGAGAGUUACUCUACUGGAGUCUCUAAAUAAGCGUUGUGUUUUCUUGGAGCACGUCGUUACUGUCACUGGGCUAUCAAAUGUUAAAAUCGUUAGGGGCAGAGCAGAGAGUUGUGGGCACGAUGUUAUGUACAGAGAGAAGUUUGAUGUGGCUAUUGCAAGAGCUGUCGCGGAGAUGAGAGUCUUAGCUGAAUAUUGUCUUCCUCUGGUUCGGAUUGGUGGAUUGUUUGUAGCUGCUAAGGGUCAUGACCCUAAGGAGGAAGUUAAAAAUGCAGAAAAUGCGGUUCGCAUGUUGGGUGGCUCCAUAUUACAAAUUAGUCCAGUGGAUUCACAUAGCCCAUAUGGACAACGAACAACUGUUGUAUGUCGCAAAGAUCAUUCCACCCCACAAAAGUAUCCCCGUGAAGCAGGUACUCCUUCUAAAUUACCCUUGUAAAAGAUGUCUCAUCACUUUCUUUUAACCUUGAUUUGUAAACAAUUUGAAAAGCAAUAUUUAUAAAACUUCCUUUGGAGUUUCAG